Messenger RNA from Gigantopelta aegis, 499 nucleotides. RefSeq lists its product as uncharacterized. The coding region runs from base 39 to 410 and encodes 123 amino acids. The transcript has 5 exons. The record is from RefSeq and is a predicted model, not a curated record. Lineage: Eukaryota; Metazoa; Mollusca; Gastropoda; Neomphalida; Peltospiridae.
UCUCAGACACUGACAGUUACUCGAGUUUGAUUGUCACCAUGAACGGGUUGGUCUUCCUUAGUUUGUUAGCAGUGGCCAUGGGCCAGCUGUUUCCUUUCUUCCCAUGGGGAUCCCAAGGAGACCGUAUCCAUGGAUACCACUUCGUCUACCAUGACAACAACGAUCUUCUUGUGAUUCGGAACUCAGACUCAUGCUACCUAGUCGAGAUCUCUGCUGAUCUUCGUAAUGACAUGCACCACAAAGACACCAGAGAGAAAAUCGAGGAUCAGCUGUACAAACAAAUCAAGAAUAACGAGGGAAUCUCCCAAGGAAACCAUGACGAAAUCCGCGAUAAGUACCACGACAGACUGGACUCCUUCCUGUGUGUGCGUCACCAGACGUUCCACCUCGUAUACCAGGCGCCUGCAUAAAGGUAUCAGCCAUGAAAGGCGCUGAGUCUUGAUGUCAAAGGUUCCUUUAUCCACGCUGUGAACCAGAGAAUAAAAUGUCAUCUACGUCA